This is a messenger RNA of Mycetomoellerius zeteki, 1909 nucleotides long. RefSeq names its product reticulon-4-interacting protein 1 homolog, mitochondrial. Gene Ontology annotation, molecular function: oxidoreductase activity. The record is from RefSeq and is a predicted model, not a curated record. NCBI's taxonomy places the organism in Eukaryota, Metazoa, Arthropoda, Insecta, Hymenoptera, Formicidae. Gene Ontology annotation, cellular component: mitochondrion. The transcript has 8 exons. Bases 336 to 1778 code for a protein of 480 amino acids.
CUCCCGCGUUUACAACGUGUCGAUUUAAAGGAGAGAUCAGUCCCCGCUGUAGAACGCAACAUGUCGGCAAUCAGCACGUGAACUUAUCUGUCCGAUCUGAGAACGUUGAUCUACAUCAAUCCGCGAAGAUGUUUGUCGACUCGUCAUCGCGUCUCGCAGCACAAACUUGAUAUCUAUUUCGAGUCGUACGCAAUGCGUUAAUCGUUUAUUUAUAAACAUCGCUGUGCCGUUUUCCAGCCGAUGUUUACUUAGGUCUUCGCACACUCGCAUAAUAGUAAAAUGUGUUAAGCCUCUUCUCUCUCUGUCAUUCCUUCUCUCAUUUUCGUGUAUAAAUUAUGGACGAGGUUUGGUUUCACCUCUCGAAUCAGCUCGAAACGUUGCAGGUUCAAGCAUCAGUAGCAGUGCAACAGGGACAGCAAUGGUGUGUGACAUGGCUAGCUCAGUUACGACAAUUUAUCCUGCAGCUUUGCGACGAGCAACAUGCUCAGUAUGCCAAAGACAUUGUAUCAUACAUGGCUACUUCUGUACAAAGAGGAUGGCAAGAGGUUCAAUUUCAAUACUACAAUACUCAAUGGAAUUCAAUAGAUUUUUAUCGCCAAAUAAGAAUUUUAUGUGUUAAUAAAGUGUCAAGGAGAGAAGCAAUAUUUUGUUUGACAGGCUUAGUGAUUGGAACUGUAACGGGCUACUAUAUUAGCGUAAAUUGGAAACCUACCUCUCAACGUAUACAUCACAUAAAAACUAUCGCUUGUCAUCAUUAUUACGGUAUCGAGGGUAUAUUACUGAUAGACGAUUCUGAAAUGCCAACGAUCAAAAAAUCAAAUGAAUUACUUAUACAAGUUAAGGCCGCCUCACUUAAUGUUAUUGAUACAAAGAUAUGUUCUGGUUACUCUAGGAUCUAUAGAAGAUUACUUAACUCAGGAAAACAGAAAGAACUACCUGUAACUUUAGGGAGAGAUUGUGCAGGAGUGAUAGUUGACAUUGGACAAAGCGUUAUCAAUUUCGAUAUCGGGGAUGAAGUAUUUUUAGCCGUUCCAUCGUGGGCUUCUGGCACGAUGGCAGAAUAUAUAAUUGUUCCAGAAACGCAAGUAGCAAGACGGCCUAAAUCAUGUAACUUCGAAGCCUCUGCUAGCUUACCAUACAAUGGUUGCCUGGCAUGGGAUGCUUUAGUUAAUAGAUCUGUCAUCAAGGAAGGCAAUGCCAAAGGAAAACGAGUUCUCAUUUUCGGUGGAAGUACUCCGAUCGGUUGUAUUUUGACGCAAUUAAUUAAAUUAUGGGGCGGAUAUGUAGUAACCGCCUGCCGAACGAACGCCGUGCCUAUAAUGAAGGCAUUGGGUGCCGACGAAGUUAUAGUAAUAAACGAAACUAACGGCGAAAAAGAAUUACAAUUGCAUGAUAAGUACGAUGCCAUUUUUUAUACUGAUAAUCAACCUUUUCAAGAACAUAUUUUAAAGAAACACUUAUUGCCUCAUGGCUCUUAUGUAUCAACUGUUCCUGAACAAUUGACGUCGGACUCGCUGGGAUUUAUUUGUGGAAGUGUAUUUGCUGGAUGUGUUAGAAUAAAAUUAUUGGUUCAGUAUAUGUUCGGAUUUAAUAUGCAUCAAUGGAAGGAAGGGGCAAAGUUGAACAUCGCAUAUUUGCGAGCAUUAUGUGAGCUGACCAAUGCUCAUCAUUUACAAACAGUUGUGGACAGGGUGUACGCGCCCUACAAUAUCGAGCGAGCAUUAUUCCAUGUUUUAGAUCCGAAUUCUAUUGGUAGCACGAUUAUAACAUUUCAAUAACGUAUCAUUGGAAAAAAAUUUAUAUCGCGACUAUAUGUAGGUAUACUGUAUAUCUCUUGUACAUAACAGUGUAUAAUUUUGGCGGGUAAUCACUGCCAUAUACUGUUAAUAAAUAUUUACAUCAUUGCAAA